AUGGGCAAUUUUACCUUCGCCAGCAAAGAUGCCUCAGUUGAGACCGUCGGAAGUGGCCCCUUGGCCGAGCAGCUGCGGUCAAGCAGCACGCCGGGCGAGAUAGCAAUGGCACAACCCGAAUGGCGCGCCGCUGAAAAGAGGCUUGUGAGAAAACUGGACAUGUCACUAUUACCUAUAGUCUGGACUCUCUACAUGUUCAACUACCUCGACAGGAAUAAUUUGGCACAGGCGAAGCUGAACGGGUUUGAAAAGGAUCUAGGCCUCGUGGGGAACCAGUUCAAUACGGCGGUUUCGAUCUUCAACGUCGGGUAUAUGACUGCACAGUUACCGUCGAACAUGCUCAUCACCCGCGUUCGGCCGAGCAUAUAUAUCCCGUGCUGCGUGAUACUAUGGUCGUGCGUGUCUGCUUCAACAGCGGCAGCCAAGAACUUUUCCAGUCUCGUCGUCAUCAGAGUCAUGUUGGGGAUCGUAGAGGCUCCUUUCUUCCCAGGUGUUUUUUACGUCCUCUCGUGCUGGUACACCCAAAAAGAACUCGCUCUCCGCACAGCGACCUUGUUCUCAGGCAUGCUCAUCGCGACCUCUUUCGCAGGCCUAAUCGCUGCGGCUGUUUUCUCGCACCUGGACGGCGUCCGAGGGCUGGCGGGGUGGCAGUGGCUCUUCAUCAUCGAAGGUGCAGGGAGCUUUGCCUCAGCCUUUGCGGCGCUCGCAUUUCUGCCGGAUUAUAUUGGCUCUAGGACAGGGGUCUGCUCAUGGCUUAUGACUGAACGGGAACUGCAAGUCGCAGAGCAGAGGAUGGAGGCGGAUCGUGUGUCGGUGCCGAAAGAGAAAGCAACUGUGUGGCAUGGGCUUCGGCUUGCAGUUAAAGAUAUACGAACAUGGCUUUUCGUCUGUCUCAACGCGUUCUUUCUGUCGUGCCACGGCCUAAGUAGCUUCUUCCCCACGAUAGUGAAGGGUUUAGAGCUGGGCUCGAACACAAUCACGCUCGUCCUCACUGCACCGCCGUACCUCCUGGCUGCGGUGGUGGCCUUGUGUGUCGCUGUGUCCAGCGACCGCCGCGGCGACCGCGGACUGCACAUCGCGGGUACCCUAUGCGUGGCAAUGACCGGUUACAUUAUAGCCGCGGCCACGGUGAACAGGCCGGUGCGGUACUUUGCGAGUUUCCUGUUCAUCCCUGGGGCAUACGCGCCGACGGCAUUAAUCUUCAGCUGGGCUGCGAGCGCACUCAAUGAAACGCCGGAAAAGAGGGCGGCAGCGACGGCGAUCGUAUGCUUGCUGGCGCAGCUGGGAAAUGUUUGGGGGCCGUAUUUCUUCAGGCCCCAGGAUAGUCCGCGAUAUCUUCUUGCAUUCAUACUGAUGUUGAUGUUUUCGGUGUUGACUAUCGGCAUGACAUUUUUGAUGAGGUUUAUACUGGGAAGAGCGAACAAAAGGCUCCUUGCCGAGACUGAUGGAACGGGAAAGAUGCCUAGGCUGUAUAUUCUGUAA
Colletotrichum truncatum is the source of this 1482-nucleotide messenger RNA. RefSeq names its product major facilitator superfamily transporter. Gene Ontology annotation, biological process: transmembrane transport. NCBI's taxonomy places the organism in Eukaryota, Fungi, Ascomycota, Sordariomycetes, Glomerellales, Glomerellaceae. The record is from RefSeq and is a predicted model, not a curated record. Gene Ontology annotation, cellular component: membrane. Gene Ontology annotation, molecular function: transmembrane transporter activity.